Protopolystoma xenopodis is the source of this 302-nucleotide messenger RNA. The record is from the annotation of a GenBank genome assembly. Lineage: Eukaryota; Metazoa; Platyhelminthes; Monogenea; Polystomatidea; Polystomatidae.
CUAGUGGACUGGUGCAAAGCGAUGACCCCUCAUUACUUAAACAAUCUGAUAAGCAUAUUGAGGGAUUCUUAAUAGAAGAUAUAUGGGCAGAACUCAAAAGAGGACGCGCAUUGCGUUGUAGCUCUUGUAGAAGACCGGGAGCAUGUAUAGGAUGUUCAAUUAAAAAGUGUUCGGUUAAAGGUCAUCUCCCAUGUAUAUACAAAACUAAGGGGGUUGCUAUCUUUGAGUCUGAGUUUCCUGUUUUUUGCCACAGACACAGGCCUCAUCAGACAAGUGUCACUCAAACAUUCUACGUGUUUUAG